Molecule: messenger RNA, 465 nt
Organism: Aspergillus tanneri
Lineage: Eukaryota; Fungi; Ascomycota; Eurotiomycetes; Eurotiales; Aspergillaceae
Gene: FUT8
Product: Fut8p
Exons: 3
Coding region: 1-465 (154 amino acids)
Source: RefSeq, a predicted model, not a curated record
AUGCAAGACAAAUGGGGAUUCGUCCAUGAAGGUCCGGAGAUCAAAGCCCCAGUGAGUGGCGUGUGUGUGGAGUGCUCCAGAUGUUGCAGGAAAUAUGUCGUUGAGCCUCUGGUUCCCUUUUUCGAGAGACAUUAUCCGGAUAGCAGUGUCUUGAUGGUUCAGUUGGACUUUUGGGAUAAUGAUACCAAUGAAACUCUCGAUUCUGAUGCUGGUGAGGAUAAUAAUAAUGUCAACAUCAUGAAUCUCGGCAGCUUUAACGACUUCAGUGAUGGCGAUGCGGAGUAUGAGGAAGAGGGCGGUCUUGAUCUCAAUAUGGGGGAUACCGAGAUAAAUACUGAUAGCACUGGCGAUUCUGACGGCGGUGAUGAUCUUACUCACGAUGACGAGGAUGGUUUUGAGGACGUCGACGAUAUUGAUGAUUCUGAUUCUGACUCUGAUUUCAAUGAGGAUGAUGAUGCGUUGUGA